CAUUUGCCUUCACUCGCUUCUCUAGCUACUUCUCUUUCUUUUCACCACCACCACACCUGCCGACAGGCCACUACUACUCCCUUCUGCCACCAAGUGUUACGAAAAUCUCUCUCUCUCUCUCUCACACACACACACAAAGUACGCAAGCAAUGGCAAACAAAAACUUUCUAUGCAUUAUAGAAGAAAUGGAUAGGCUUUGGUUUCACCAAGCUAUUCUUUUCUCAGAACCAACAGCAUCAGUUAUUUCAUUACCAUCUCCACCAGAUGAAAAAAAACCUGUUCCUACAUCAGAAUCCGUGUCUUGCUCAUCAUCCAUUCUUUCUUCACCACCUCCACCAGAUGAAGAAACUUCAACGGAUGAAUCACCCUCUUCAGAGCAACAACUCUCAUCAGAAUCAAUGUCAGUGCCUCUUCAGGAUGGUUCAAUCAACAAUGAAGAGGAAAGGAAGGACGGGUUGACUAGAAUGAACCUUUUGGAUAACAGAACUCGUUCACAUUCAUCCUCACCAUCAACUCAAAACCGUCACAGAAAAUUGAGGAAACCAGCUACUACUUGUGCAAGGAAACUACAGAAGUCCAUAAGUUGCAGAACACUUGGGGAGCUAGAACUUGACGAAGUGAAGGGUUUUAUGGAUCUUGGUUUCACGUUCAAGAAAGAAUGUCUUAGUCCAAGAAUGAUGAGCGUUAUACCAGGCUUGCAAAGACUUGGUGUGAUGGACGCCACAGAAACGGUUGAAGGAAAUCAUAUCGAAGCAGAGGAACAAAAGAGAGGCAUCAUGAGACCAUAUUUAUCGGAGGCAUGGCCUAUAAAGAGACCCGAUUCACCGCUACUGAAUUUGAAAAUUCCCAAACGUUGUUCAUCUGCCAACAUGAAGAAACAUCUUCGGUUCUGGGCUAAAACAGUGGCCUCAGAAAUCCACCAAGAAUGAGUUAUGGUCAAUACUAAAAAAUAGUCACAAUUCACAAACUUAAGCAAAAAGCUAUAGUAAUAGUAAUAGUUCAUAAUGUUUUUUUGAUUCCAUAAAGUUUUGGUGAAUUGGAUUCUGAGGGUUCACCAGAGUCAUGGCAGUCCCCAGUCCCCAAGGCUUAAUGAACACUUCCAGAUGUACUUAUAGAUUAUCUACCAAUAAAGUUUUCACAUCCUUUUCAUAUAUGAAUUCGUUUCUUAUCAACCAGACCAAACUUUGUUGACAA
Molecule: messenger RNA, 1194 nt
Organism: Glycine soja
Lineage: Eukaryota; Viridiplantae; Streptophyta; Magnoliopsida; Fabales; Fabaceae
Exons: 2
Coding region: 150-929 (259 amino acids)
Source: RefSeq, a predicted model, not a curated record